This is a messenger RNA of Magnusiomyces paraingens, 1551 nucleotides long. RefSeq lists its product as uncharacterized. The record is from RefSeq and is a predicted model, not a curated record. Gene Ontology annotation, cellular component: nucleolus; 90S preribosome; small-subunit processome. Bases 1 to 1551 code for a protein of 516 amino acids. Gene Ontology annotation, molecular function: protein binding. The transcript has 2 exons. Gene Ontology annotation, biological process: maturation of SSU-rRNA from tricistronic rRNA transcript (SSU-rRNA, 5.8S rRNA, LSU-rRNA). Lineage: Eukaryota; Fungi; Ascomycota; Dipodascomycetes; Dipodascales; Dipodascaceae.
AUGGCAACUUCAGAAAAAAAAUACCCGAAAAAGAAUCCGUCGUUAGAGAAGUAUGAACGAGGAAAACCUCGUAAUUUGAAGAAAGUGAAGAGCCAUCAUCUGAAAAAUAAACUUCAUCAUGAAGAAGAGAAAUUUAAAGAGGCUGCGUUAUCCGCCGCUCGUGUAGAAGAGUUUAUGCUUUUAGAAGACAAGGGAUACCUAGAAACCGAAAAUGAUCUUGAAAAAACUUAUAAAAUUAGUCAAAAAGACAUAAAAGAUAACGUUGAUAUCCAAACAACACGAAAAUCUUUUGAUCUUCAGCUCAAUGAUUUAGGACCAUAUAAGGUUGAUUAUUCUCGUACGGGAAACCAUCUGUUGAUAUGUGGUUCAAAAGGGCAUAUAGCGUCUUUUGAUUGGAAACAAGGAAAACUAGAAUCUGAAAUUAACGUUGGAGAAAGUGUUCGUGCCGGAAAGUGGCUUCAAGGCGAUAACCAAUUUUACGCAGCUGCACAAAAAAAAUAUGUUUUUAUUUAUGAUAGUGUUGGAACUGAAGUUCAUAAGCUGAAAGACCACAUUGAUGUUACAGCGUUAGAAUACCUUCCUUUUCAUUUUCUUUUAGCUUCAGUUGGUAAUACGGGAUGUUUAAAAUACCAGGAUGUUUCUACUGGAAAGCUGGUUGCUGAUCAUAAGACCCGGUUAGGUCCCACACAAUCAUUUACUCAAAAUCCUUAUAACGCUAUACUUCAUUUGGGUCACGGUAAUGGAACUGUUACUCUAUGGUCUCCAACAGUAAAAUCCCCUUUAAUAAAGCUUCUCGCAAGUAGAGGCCCUAUUAGAUCACUGGCAGUUGACCGUGAAGGGAAGUAUAUGGCUUGCGCUUCAAGCGACAAGACUGUUAAAAUUUGGGAUAUAAGGAAUUUUAAGGAACAUGUCAAUUCUGUUUACUCACCAACACCUGCGACUUCCUUACAUAUUUCUGAAUCUGGCCUUUUAGGUGUAGGGUUUUCGUCUCAUGUUCAAGUAUGGAAAGAUGUAUUUACCACUGGUAGUAAAUCGAACCCUCCAUACAUGAAUCAUUCGUUUCCUGGCUCCAAAGUUGCAAAUGUUCGAUUUUGUCCGUUUGAAGAUAUUUUAGGAGUUGGUCACGCUAAAGGAGUAUCUUCAUUGAUCAUUCCUGGCUCUGGUGAGGCUAACUUUGAUGGCCUUGAAGUUAAUCCAUUCAUGAAUGCUUCUAGAGAAGGUCGUCGCGAAAAUGAGGUGCGUGAACUUCUAAACAAGCUUCAGCCAGAAAUGAUUGUUCUCGACCCAACAUCGAUUGGCAAACUUGCAUCUUCAGUGGAUACUAUUAGAAUCAAAGCAUCAGAAAGAGCUGAAGCUCAAGAAUUAGGUCACGAUGCACCAACUCUAAACACCAACUUGAAUACUGGGUUUAAAUCUACUGAUAGUCGGAAUGCAAAAGUUCAAAAGGUUCUUGCGAGAGAUAAAUAUCUUCAAAAACAAAAAUUACAAAGGGUCGAAAAAUUACGAAAAGAGAAGAACGCACUUGGUCCCGCACUAGGAAGAUUUCUUUAA